Molecule: messenger RNA, 3755 nt
Organism: Leucoraja erinaceus (little skate)
Lineage: Eukaryota; Metazoa; Chordata; Chondrichthyes; Rajiformes; Rajidae
Product: zinc finger protein OZF-like
Exons: 2
Coding region: 197-1429 (410 amino acids)
Biological process (GO): regulation of transcription by RNA polymerase II
Cellular component (GO): nucleus
Molecular function (GO): RNA polymerase II cis-regulatory region sequence-specific DNA binding; DNA-binding transcription factor activity, RNA polymerase II-specific
Source: RefSeq, a predicted model, not a curated record
GCCGCUGGCGCUGCCCGUCAGUGCGGGGGCGGGACCUGCUCGCCGGUCACGUGAGUGACGAGGCUGCUCAGCGCCGGGAACCACAGGGUUUCGAAGCCAUUGCUGUGGACGGAGAGUUGUGGACGUGAGUGGCCAUUGAGGGUGUCCAGGGUGCCGGUGAACCCCCCCAUCUGAUCGUUGUGUGGGCUGAGCUACGAUGGAGGACCACAUGACGGGCCAUAACAAGGAGAAGCGUUAUGUGUGCGACGUGUGUGGCAAGGCCUGGCAGUACCCGAGUCUGCUGGAGACCCACCGGCGGGAGCACACAGGAGAACGGCCCUAUAACUGCUCAAAGUGUGGCAAGAACUUUGCCCGCAAUGGCCACCUGCGGCGGCACAUGCGCGUGCACUCCGGCGAGAAGCCCUUCACCUGCUCCAACUGCAGCAUGAGCUUCAAGACAACGCAAGAGCUGACGAAUCACCGGCAAGUUCACACGGGCGAGAAGCCUUAUGGCUGCUCCGUCUGCGGCAAGAGCUUUGCCCGGUUGUCGGGGCUGCAAGAGCACCGGUGGUUUCAUAGUGGUGAGCGGCCCUUCACCUGCUCCGACUGCGGCAAGGGCUUCACCCGCUCCAACAGCCUGCUGGAGCACCAGCGCACCCACACCGGCAAGCACCCCUUCACUUGUGCCCAGUGCGGCAAGCGCUUCUCCCGCUCCGCAAAGCUGCUGUUCCACCAGCAGGUGCACGAUGGCGACCGUCCCUUCCCCAGGCCAUUCGACUGCUCCGACUGCGGCAAGAACUUCAUGAGGGCGUCUGACCUGAAGGCCCACCAGCAGGUGCACACGGGCAAGAAGCCCUAUGACUGCUCCACCUGUGGCAAGAGCUUUGCCCGGUUGUCGGGUUUGCGGGUGCACCGACGGGUGCACACGGGCGAGAAGCCCUUUGGCUGCUCCACCUGUGGCAAGAGCUUUCCCCAGUUGUCAGGGCUGCAGGUGCACCAGCGGAUGCACAGCGGUGAACAGCCCUUCACCUGCUCUGACUGCGGGAAAGGCUUCAAGUCGUCCACGCACCUGAAGAUGCACAGGCGCCUGCACACUGGGGAGCGGCCUUAUACCUGCAGUGACUGCGGCAAGGGCUUCACCAGCUCCACCAAGCUGCUGUCCCACCAGCGGGUGCACGCCAGCGACCAUCCCGUCCCCAGCCCGUUGUGUGGAGAGCGCUUUGCCAUGGCCUCACACACCCUGUCUCACCAGCGCAUGCACACCAUUGGCCAGCCCUACGACUGCCCGUACUGCGGUGAGGCAUUUGACAGCUCGCGGGGGUUGCGGCAGCAUCGGCGGGCCCAUGCCGGCGAGCAGCGGCUCGCACUGUGGCAAGGGUUUCAAGAGGGCACGGAAGCUGGGGGAGCACCAGCGGAUCCACACCAGAGAGAGGCCCGUUGUGUGCGCUGAGUGUGGCAAGGGUUUCACCAAUGUACCCACAGCACCAAAUUUCCCACAACGGUGAGCGUCCCUUCCCCUGCCCAUCCUGUGGUAAGAGGUUCACCCGCCUUGACCACCUGCUGGAGAGUCCACACCAGCCAGCGCCCCUUCACCUGCCCAUCCCGCUCUGUGGCAAGGCAUUUGCCCGCUCCAGCCUGCUGGCACACUGCGACGUGGAUAGCUGCUGUUCAGGUAGAAACAAAAUGCUGGAAGGAAUGGGUAACGCUUUGGGUCGAGACCCUCUUCAGUGUAGACCUGAAACAUCAUUCAUUCUAUCUCUCCAAAGAUGCUGACUGACCCGCUGAGUUACUCCAGCAUUUUGUGUCCUUUUUGGUAAACCAGCAUCUGCAGUUCCUUGUUUUUAAACCAUUCUAGUUAACCAUCUCUGCACCUUCCCCAAAGCCUCCACAUCAGUGCUGUAAUGGCCAGAACUGUAUGCAAUACUGCAAAUGUUUCCUGACCAAUGUCCCUUAAAGCUGCACAUAUAGAUUCCUCUCUCCUUGUCUCAGAACCUUUUAUCUCCUUAUUUUCUCUUGACCUCUGUCACUUACUCCACUCAUCAGCCGAUCACCCCCCAUCUGUUAACAUCAUGUCAGUCUGAAGAAGGGUCCCGACCUGAAACGUCACCUGUCCAUGUUCUCAACAGAUGCUGCCUGACCCACCGAGUUACUCCAGCACUCUGUGCAACGUAACCUAUCCAUGUUCUUCACAGAUGCUGCCUGACCCACCGAGUUAUUGCAGUAUAACUGAAACAAUACACUGAAGUUUGACCACUGGACAUAAUACAUGCUGAAUUAGUAGAAUAGAGUGAUACAGUAUGGAAAUGGGCCCUUCGGCCCAACUGGUCCACACUGACCAACAUGUCCCAACUGCACAGGUCCCACCUGCCUGCAUUUGGUCCAUAGCCCUCAAAAGUUGUACUAUCCAUGCACCUGUCUAACUGCUUCUUAAACGUUGCUAUAGUCCCAGCUUCAACAACCUCCUCUGGCAGCUCAUUCCAUACACCCACCACCAUUUGUGUGAAAAUGUUACCCCUCAGAUUCCUAUUAAAUCUUUUCCCCUUUACCUUGAACCCAUGUCCUCUGAUCCUCAAUUCCCCCACUCUGGGAUUCUGUGCAUCAAACUAAAUUGUGUCCUAUGCAAGAUCCCAGCAUCUGCAGUUUCUUGUGCCUCCCUCACCUAUAUCCACCUAUCACUUCUGAAGAAGGGUCUCAACCUGAAACAUCACCCAUUCCUUCUUUCCAGAGAUGCUGCUUGUCCCGUUGAGUAACUCCAGCAUUUUGUGUCAACCUAUCACUUGCCAAGCUUUGUCCAGUCCCCAUCUUUCUUUUCCAGCUUCCUUCCCCCCACCCUCUUCAAUCAGUCUGAAGAAGGGCCCACACUCUAAAUGUCGUCUGUCCAUCUCAGGGCUCUCGCUUAACUUUUUUUCCCUAUUGCCAGCCGGGCAACCUCGGCAGCUUUUUAAGUUGCCAAAUGACAGUUUAGGUGGUCAUUUAAGAUGGCUUGCAUGACGUGUGCGAUAAUGUGCUCAGACGAAGUGCGUAGUUACCAGUCGGAAUUAUGGUCAUUGAAGCAUUCACAUAUUAUUUCUGCUUCAAAUAAAGUCGCAAACUAAACAUAUUCACCGAUCAAGACAUGAUGUAUACCACAAUGACAUGCAGCAAAAUUACAAUACAGUAUCUCAUCUCUUUUUACACGUUGCAAUGAAUGCAAUUUCUAUUAUCUCUUUCCACUUUCAAACAAAAAUAUGGUCAUUCAGCGUAUGAUCAACCUCGGUGAGACCAAGCGAAGGCUUGGCGAUCGCUUCGCACAACACCCCCACUCAGUUUGCAAUAACCAACCUGAUCUCCCGGUGGCUCAGCACUUCAACUCCCCCUCCCAUUCCGAAUCCGACCUUUCUGUCCUGGGCCUCCUCCAUGGCCAGAGUGAGGCACCCAGCAAAUUGGAGGAACAGCACCUCAUAUUUCGCUUGGGUAGUUUACACCUCAGCGCUAUGAACAUUGGCUUCUCCAAUCUCAGGUAGUCCUUGCUUUCUCCCUCCUUCCCCUCCCACUCCCAGCUCUCCCACAGCCUCCUGUCUCCACCUCUUCCUUUCUUUUUCCCGCCCCCCACCCCUCCCAACAUCAGUCUGAAGAAGGGUCUCGACCCAAAACUUCGCCUAUUGGGCAGUUUACACCCCAGCAGUAUGAACAUUGACCUUCAAUUUCAGGUAGUCCCUACUUUCUCCUCCGCUUCCCAGCUCUCCCUCAGCCCACUGUCUCCGCCUCUUCCUUUCUUCUUCCCGCCCCCCCCCCCC